AUGCUUGAUUCUGUAAACAGAAAACUUGUCAUUUCUAUAGAAAAAGUGGAGAAACCUUAUAGAGAACCCAAAAUUCUUGCGGAAUAUAUUGCUCUACAACUAAAGGAGAGAGUUGAAAUAAGAAAAAUAAUGAAAAAAGCUAUUGAACUGGCUGAAAAGGCAGAUGUAGAAGGUAUUAAAAUACAAAUUAAAGGGCGUCUUAACGGAAUUGAGAGAGCCCGAAAAGAAUCGGCUAUGCAAGUGCUAUGCUUAGUGUGCCCCGAAGAAGCAGGAGCAGCAGUAGCCGCCGAAUCUUCCACUGGUACGUGGACGACUGUUUGGACCGAUGGACUUACCAGUCUUGAUCGUUACAAGGGGCGAUGCUAUGAUAUUGAACCCGUUCCUGGAGAAGAAAGUCAAUUUAUUGCCUAUGUGGCUUACCCUUUAGAUCUUUUUGAAGAAGGUUCUGUUACUAACCUAUUUACGAAUUCCUCCUAUGUAACACGAUGGGAUUAUUUGGCUACUAUGUUCACAGAGGCGAUAACGGUUAAUGCGCCAGAAAAAUUGGAAAAUAUUCAAAUACCUAAAAGGGCUAGCUAUAUUAGAAUGAUUAUGCUAGAGUUAAGUCGUAUAGCUUCUCAUUUGUUAUGGCUUGGACCUUUCAUGGCUGAUAUUGGUGCGCAGACUCCUUUCUUUUAUAUUUUAAGAGAGAGGGAAAUGAUAUAUGAUUUAUUUGAAGCUGCCACGGGCAUGCGAAUGAUGCAUAAUUAUUUCCGCAUUAGAGGAGUAGCUGUAGAUUUACCCUACGGUUGGAUAGAUAAAUGCUUAGAUUUUUGCUAUUAUUUCUUCCCAAAAGUGACAGAAUAUGAAAGGCUUAUUACACGCAAUCCUAUCUUUUUGAAACGAGUUGAGGGAGUAGGCACUAUUAGUAGAGAAGAAGCAAUAGAUUGGAGUUUAUCAGGACCCAUGCUACGAGCUUCCGGAAUCCAAUGGGAUCUUCGUAAAGUGGAUCAUUAUGAAUGCUACGAUGAAUUGGAUUGGGAAAUCCAAUGGCAAAAAGGAGGAGAUUCGUUAGCUCGUUAUUUGCUUCGAAUCGGGGAUAUGAAAGAAUCUAUAAAAAUAAUCAGACAAGCCCUAAAAUCUUUACUAUGUUCAGUAGCUUUUCAAUGGCUUCUCUUGCAUUCCCAGGAAUGA
Cryptomeria japonica (Japanese cedar) is the source of this 1173-nucleotide messenger RNA. RefSeq names its product NAD(P)H-quinone oxidoreductase subunit H, chloroplastic-like. Gene Ontology annotation, molecular function: quinone binding; ribulose-bisphosphate carboxylase activity; NADH dehydrogenase (ubiquinone) activity. NCBI's taxonomy places the organism in Eukaryota, Viridiplantae, Streptophyta, Pinopsida, Cupressales, Cupressaceae. Gene Ontology annotation, biological process: translation; carbon fixation. The coding region runs from base 1 to 1173 and encodes 390 amino acids. The transcript has 3 exons. The record is from RefSeq and is a predicted model, not a curated record.